This is a messenger RNA of Suillus clintonianus, 2982 nucleotides long. RefSeq lists its product as uncharacterized. The transcript is spliced from 12 exons. The record is from RefSeq and is a predicted model, not a curated record. Bases 1 to 2982 code for a protein of 993 amino acids. Lineage: Eukaryota; Fungi; Basidiomycota; Agaricomycetes; Boletales; Suillaceae.
AUGCCCAAGGCUGCUCGCAGGGACCACAGCGCCCUUCAGAUUCCAUGUGGGUACUUGAAAUGUAAACACUACUUCAAGACUCAGGCAGGGCGCAAAAAGCAUUGGAAUGCUUCGCACCCAACAUUCAUAUCAGCUCCUACCACCAGCGUCUCGCAUACUGCUACAGUCGAAGAUGAGCCCAAAGAACCACACAACGACUUCCUCACAGGACAUGAUGACUUCUCCGCAGGCUUAUCUGACGCGGGUCAGGCUCUCGAUGAGCCUGACAACCUGGACACACAGUUUGUGGGGCCAGGUGAUAGAUUAUACCGCAACUAUCACCCAAAACUAAACGCUCGUCCUUGUGAUGCGACAGGUCAAUUCCUUGAAGACGGAGCAUCCCCAACGCCACCUCCAAGCAAAUCGCCUGAUGACUGGACUCCAUACCGGGAUCGCGUCAAAUUCGAGACUGCCGAAUUCCUGUACACGCGCAACCAGAUGUCUGCCGGGGACAUCAACGUCUUAUUGGAUCUUUGGGCUGCAACCCUCCUGAAACAUAACGACAAACCACCGUUUGCGGACUGCCGUGAUCUACAUAAAACCAUUGACAGUACACCAGUGGGUGAUGUCAAAUGGCAAUCUUUCAGGGUCCAGUACACGGGGGAGAAGCCGGAACACAAUGUACCACUGUGGAUGGGUCAAUCUCACGAUGUUUGGUAUCGAGACCCCCAUGAGGUUGUUCGAAACAUGUUGGCAAACCCUGACUAUGCCACGGAGAUGGACUACCAGCCCUACCGUUGUGUCGUCGUACUGACUCACCGUGAGUUCUCGACUGACGACAAUGAACGCCAAUGGCAGGACUUCAUGUCCGGCGACUGGGCCUGGGACCAAGCGGAUAUUAUUUCCAAAGAUCCGGAUACAACUGGCUCGACCUUUGUUCCGGUUAUACUUGGAAGUGACAAGACGACCGUUUCAGUGGCAACUGGCGCCAACAAUUACUAUCUGCUGUAUGUAUCAAUCGGCAAUGUUCCUAUGCCAAAAACUACGAAGGAGCAUGCCUCCUGCCCGAAAUAUCGGAAAUAUCGCCGGCAACUCUUUCAUUCAUCUAUCUCGAAGAUUCUUGAGAACCUAAGACCCGCCAUGACCAAACCAGAGGUUGUGCGCUUUGGUGACGGGCACUAUCAGCGUGUAAUCUAUGGGCUUGGGCCCUACAUUGCUGAUUAUGAAGAGCAGGUUCUAUUGGCGUGUAUAGUGCGCUCUUGGUGUCCAAGGUGUAUGUCACACCGCAAAAAUUUGGACUCUGAGUCGUUGUGUCGCAAUCGUGACCAUACCGAAGCACUUGUUGAAGAAGUAACAUCUACCGAUCUGUGGGACGAGUAUGGGAUCAUCAAUGACCUCGUCCCAUUUACAAAUGACUUCCCUCGAGCUGAUAUUCAUGAACUUAUCGCACCGGACCUCCUACAUCAAUUGAUUAAAGGGACCUUCAAGGAUCAUUUAGUUGAGUGGGUUGGAAAGUAUCUGCUCCACGUGCAUGGAAAGAAAGGAGCGGAAAAAAUUCAAGAUGAUAUAGAUCGAAGAAUCGCUGCAGUUGCUUCAUUCUCAGGUCUUCAACAUUUUCCACAAGGUCAAGGAUUCAAACAAUGGACCGGCAAUGAUUCAAAAGCGCUUAUGAAGGUUUAUCUACCCGCCAUUGAAGGUCACGUCCCAGUGGAUGUCGUGCGCACAUUUCGUGCAUUUCUUGAAUUCUGCUAUCUCGUACGGCGUAAUAUCAUUACGGAAUCCACACUGGUUCAAAUCCAGGAUGCUCUCAACCGAUUCCAUCAUUACCGGAAGAUCUUUGAGUCCACUGGUGUUGUUCUCACAUUCUCCCUCCCUCGACAACACUCUUGUUCCCAUUACAUCCUCCUGAUCCGACUGUUUGGCGCACCCAAUGGCCUUUGUUCCUCGAUCACCGAGACAAAGCACAUCAAAGCUGUAAAGGAACCAUGGAGGCGCUCAAGUCGCUACAAAGCCCUUGGUCAAAUGCUGGUGACAAACCAGCGCCUUGAUAAACUUGCAGCCUUGCGCAUUUAUUUCAAGAGCCGUGGGAUGCUGAAUGGCACUUGUCUGUCAGAAACACUUCGAGCAUUAAAGCGGUUGCGGUUAAAUACAGAGCCUAAUGCCAACCAGCCCUAUCAACCCAACGAGAAUAGCAUUCUGCUACUCCCCGACCCUGAUAUUACUAUACAGGGCGACAAUGAAGAGGGUGAAGUUAUCGACAGCCCGACAUUGGUGCAGGCCCAUGUUCAGUUGGCAAAAACACCCCAAUGCAAUCGCGCACGAACUGUACCUGACUUAUCUGUGGAACUCACCAUCCCCCAUCUUUACAACCUCCUCCGCCGAUUUCUAUUCAAACAAGUUAACCCAGAUGACCAGCGGUCUCCCUUUGAAGUCCCACUUGCAAGCUGUCCUCGAUUCGAUGGCAAGAUUCAAGUCUUCAACUCCGCAUCUUCGACAUUCUAUGCACCUAGCGACCGCAGCGGGAUUGGUGGCAUGCGCCGUGAGCACAUUCGUGCUUGUCCUCUUUGGAGGAAUGAGGCACCGCGAUAUGACUGCGUGUUUGUGAACACAGAUGCAGGUGUCGAAGGGAUGGGGGGGAUGGAAAUAGCACGAGUGAUGUGUUUUUUCUCUUUGACAUUCGAGGCAGUUUCAUACCCAUGCGCUGUGGUGCGUUGGUUCGACAAAGCCAAUGAUAGGCCCGACGAGGACACUGGGAUGUGGGUAGUGCGACCUUCGUAUGAUGCUGACCAUUCUCCAUCAGUUGGAAUCGUCCACAUUGAUUCUAUUUAUUGCGCUGCACACCUCAUCCCAAUCUAUGGAACACAUACCAUCCCACAGGACUUCAAACACUAUGACUCGUAUGAUGCUUUCAGAGCAUUCUAUAUAAACAAGUUUGCAGAUCAUCAUGCAUUUGAGAUCGCAUCUCAAGUAGGACUGUUUGACUCGGACUCAAAUAAUUACUGA